AUGACAACAACAACAACAACAUCAUCAUCAUAUGCAAUUGGCAUUGAUGUAGGAACAGGAAGUGUUCGUUGUAUGAUUUUUGAUGAUAAAUGGUCACCGGUUGUUCAAUGUCAAAAACCCAUUCGUACAUUUCAUUCGUCAUCUGCUCCAUUAGAAUAUGAACAAUCAUCAGCUGAUAUUUGGGAAGCAAUUUGUUAUUGUGUUCGAAAAUGUCUUGAACUUGGUUCAUUUACAUCUGAACAAAUCGGAUGUAUUCGUUCGAUUGGUUUUGAUGCAACAUGUUCACUUGUUGUUGUUGAUGAAAAAUAUGAACCUGUUAGUGUUUCACUUUCCGGUAAUGAUGAACAAAAUAUAAUUAUGUGGCUUGAUCAUCGUGCUCAUGCUGAAGCUGCUAUUAUAAAUUCAAGUUCGGAUGAAGUUUUAAAAAAUUUUGGUGGUAAAAUUAGUCUUGAAAUGCAACCAGGAAAAUUAAUGUGGCUUAAACGUAAUUUAUCAAAAGAACAAUGGGCACGUUCGAAACAUUUUUUUGAUUUACCUGAUUAUUUACAUUUUCGUGCAACUGAACAAUUCGAUCGUUCAUUUUGUUCAUGCGUAUGUAAAUUAUGUUAUCGUUCAUCUGAAAGUAAACAUGGAUGGGAUGAAAAAUUUUGGUCAAAAUUUGAUUUAAAUGAUUUAAUGGAAAAUCAAAGUGAAAAAUUAGGUCAACUCGUUCGAAAACCAUUUUCAAAAUCGGAUACAGAUAUUUUAAGUAAAAAAGCAGCUGAUGAACUUGGAUUACCACAAGGUAUUCAUGUUGGUUCACCAUUAAUUGAUGCAUAUGCAGGAGCAUUAGGUGGAUUAGCAUGUAAAUCUCCAAUACCUGAUACUCAUCUUUCCGAACGACUAGUUAUAGUUGCUGGUACAUCGAGUUGUUUUAUGGCCUGUAGUGAGAAAGCAGUUUUUGUUCCAGGAGUUUGGGGUCCACAUUAUAAUGUACUCAUUCCUAGUCUUUGGCUUAGUGAAGGUGGUCAAUCAGCAGCUGGAAAAUCUAUUGAUCAUAUCAUACAAACACAUCCAGCUUAUAACGAAUUACAAGAAUUAGCCAAAGAAAAAAAUACAAAUACAUUCAAUAUACUUAAUGAUAUUUUAAAUAAUUUACAAAAGAAAUAUAAAGUUGCGAAUGUCUCAUUAUUAAGUGGUGAUUUACAUAUGACUAUUGAUUUUCAUGGUAAUCGUUCACCAUUAUCGGAUCCAGAAUUAGGUGCUGCAAUGACUGGUCUUCGUUUUGAUACAUCAUUAAAUAACUUAGCAAUACAAUAUUUAGCUGUUUUACAAGCUGUUGCUUAUGAUAGUCAACAUAUAAUUGAAGCAAUGACUAAAGCUGGUCAUCAUUUUCGUGUCGUACAAAUUUGUGGUGGUUUAGCACGUAUACCAUUAUUAACACAAAUUCUUGCUGAUGUUAUUCAAAUGCCUGUUUAUGUAUCUGAUGCAACUAUUGAUUGUGUUCUAUUAGGUUCAGCUAUAUGUGGUCAAUUAAUAGCUGAUAAUGCACAUCAAGUUGAAGAUUUACUUAAUGGCAUAGCUUGUCCAAUUGAAAUUUAUAAGCCCGAUAAAAAUAUGAUUGAUUUUCAUAAGGAUAAAUAUGACAUUUAUCGUUUAUUACAAAAAACAGAAAUCGAAGGUCGUAAACGUAUGAGUAAAUACUGUCAAGCAUAA
Molecule: messenger RNA, 1695 nt
Organism: Adineta steineri
Lineage: Eukaryota; Metazoa; Rotifera; Eurotatoria; Adinetida; Adinetidae
Source: the annotation of a GenBank genome assembly